Camellia sinensis is the source of this 1133-nucleotide messenger RNA. NCBI's taxonomy places the organism in Eukaryota, Viridiplantae, Streptophyta, Magnoliopsida, Ericales, Theaceae. The record is from RefSeq and is a predicted model, not a curated record.
CCAACAGCAUACCAUUAAAGUCUUUGUAUCCUCAAACUUGCUUUAGUUUUUUAACAAUGGAGGUGUUUUUGUCAACCCGAUCAGAUGUUCAAUCCUUGCCUGAUUGCUAUGUACUCCCACCAGAUAAAAGACCCAAACAACAUGAUGCUCCCGUUGGCCAAGCCAUUCCAGUCAUUGAUAUUCAAAACAUUGUCGAUCCUGAUGAUCGCGCUGAGAUUGUUCAGCAAAUUGUAAAAGCAUGCCAGGAAUUCGGUUUGUUUCAGGUGGUGAACCAUGGAGUUCCAGGAAAGUUAAUGGAUGAUGCGAUGAGUGUGUUAAUUGAUUUUUUCACCAAGACACCUGCAGAAUACAAAGCACAGUUCAUCACAGAUGCCAGGGAUAAGAGUUGUGUUCUGUACACAAGCAAUUUGAUAUAUGAUGAUCACGAAGAGGGUAUUCGUUAUUGGAGGGACUGUUUUAUCCAUCACUGUUAUCCACUAGAGGAUCACAUCAAGAAUUGGCCUGAAGACCCACCCAAAUAUCAAGAAGUUAUCGGGCCAUAUUCUGUUGAAGUGAGGAAGUUUCUGCUGACUAUUUUGGAUUUAUUAUGUGAAGGACUAGGAUUAGAACCAGGGUAUUUUGCAGGGGGUCAUAGCAAAACACAGCUAUUGUCAGUGAAUCACCACAUUCCAUGCCCAGACCCAAGUUUGACCUUGGGACAUGCCGAACACUCUGACCCCAACCUCAUCGCCGCUCUUCAUCAGUGUGAUGUGCCUGGACUUCAAACCUGCAAGGAUGGCCAAUGGAUCGGUGUCCAGCCCAUUCCUCAUGCAUUUGUUAUCAUCCCUGGUGUUCAAUUCAAGCCGAUCAGUAAUGGUAUGUUUUCAAGUCCAAGACACAGAGUGGUGGCAAAUACAAAAAAACAUCGCACCACAUAACUCCUAUCCAAUAUAUCUAUGUAUUAAUGUGUGAGUGAAAAAUAAAUACAUGCAUGGAUGCAUGCAUGCAUGCUCUGGCACAAUUAAUGGGUGCAGCCAAACUUGGUUUGAUAUGUAUUAUAUUCAUGUAAAAUAGGGUGUGGGAAAAUAUGUACUAGUACUUGUGAUGGAGGGCGGUAAUGUAUGCUUUUUUUUGUUGUUGUUGUUGUUGUUGUU